AUGGUUAAUAGAAACCAGGAUGCAGACGAAGUAAUUCAUAGGGUUAGGCAAGAAAACAUGAUGGAAAAUAACUUAACUAUUAUGAUAGAGAGAAUCAUGGCCCAGAAUGGUCUGAAUACAGGACUUCGACGGCCAAAUUAUACCUCUCCUUUGUCAGGAUACGUCCUGCAAACGGAAUUACCAAGGGGUUGUAAAAUCCCUAAGCUCACCAAAUUCUCAGGGGACAUUAGUGAAUCCACUAUAGAACACAUAGCCAGAUACAUGAUUGAGGCAGGGGAUUUGGCGAACAGUGAGAACCUAAGAAUGAAAUAUUUCCCCAAUUCUCUGACGAAGAAUGCCUUCACGUGGUUUACAGCUUUGCCACCAAAUUCCAUAGAUACUUGGCCUCAUUUAGAGAGAUUGUUUCAUGAACAAUUCUACAUGGGCCAAACUAAGAUAAGUCUUAAGGAAUUAGCCAGUAUCAAAAGAAAAUUCACUGAACCUAUAGAUGAUUAUCUGAAUAGGUUCCGUUUGUUGAAAUCUAGAUGCUUUACAGUAGUGCCUGAACAUGAAUUGGUCGAAAUGGCCGCUGGAGGUUUAGAAUACUCCAUUAGGAAAAAGUUAGAUACCUAG
Messenger RNA from Lathyrus oleraceus (garden pea), 612 nucleotides. RefSeq lists its product as uncharacterized. The record is from RefSeq and is a predicted model, not a curated record. The transcript has a single exon. The coding region runs from base 1 to 612 and encodes 203 amino acids. NCBI's taxonomy places the organism in Eukaryota, Viridiplantae, Streptophyta, Magnoliopsida, Fabales, Fabaceae.